Molecule: messenger RNA, 1323 nt
Organism: Musa acuminata AAA Group (dessert banana)
Lineage: Eukaryota; Viridiplantae; Streptophyta; Magnoliopsida; Zingiberales; Musaceae
Exons: 8
Coding region: 80-928 (282 amino acids)
Biological process (GO): DNA repair
Cellular component (GO): nucleolus; cytoplasm
Molecular function (GO): RNA endonuclease activity producing 5'-phosphomonoesters, hydrolytic mechanism; single-stranded RNA binding
Source: RefSeq, a predicted model, not a curated record
AUCAUGACUUCCUAAAUUGUUGCCCGAAAAUUCAUUUUUAUUAUAGAUAUUCAUACAAAACAUAUAUAUAUAUAUAUAUAUGUAUAUAUAUAUAUAUAUUAUUUAUAUCUAUAUAUAUUAUUUCAGAGGGAGAGAGAGAGAGAGAGAGAAAUCCAAUUCCCAAACGCGAGCUCGAGAAAUCGUCUGCUUGUUGGAGAAAUUAUCAUCCAAAUCUCUGGUCGCUUUGCGCAUGGAUGAUUCUUCCGAUCAAGAAAAGGGCGUCAAUUCCUCGUCGUAUCAUCAAGAAUGGAGGGACGAUCUUUUGGCACGCAGAGCGCAGGAAUCGCUUAAGAAAAAACUGGUUCUUGAAGAUGAUUUCGCGUGGGGAGUGCCCUCGCAAGGUUUGGCAUCCGGGGAUGGGUCAACGAGGGAGAAGCUCAAGUACAUCGGAGGAGUCGAUAUAAGUUUCUUAAAGAAGGAUCCUUCGGUGUCGUGCGGUGCUCUUGUGGUGCUGGAUGCUGAUACUAUGGACGUUGUGCACGAAGAGUUUGAGGUUACCCGUCUGCAGGUUCCGUAUGUUCCUGGCUUUCUUGCAUUCAGAGAGGCUCCAAUGCUUCUGGGGCUUCUGAACAAAAUGAAAGCAAAUGCUCAUCCUUACUAUCCUCAGUUACUGAUGGUUGAUGGCAAUGGAUUGCUUCAUCCUCGAGGUCUUGGUCUAGCUUGUCAUCUUGGGAUCCUGGCUAAUCUUCCAACUAUUGGAAUCGGGAAAAAUGCAAUGCGAUCCAGUCUUGGGUCAUCAAAACCUAUUUAUGUGUCAAUUGGUCAUCGGAUAUCACUUGAUUCUGCCAUUAGCACCGUCAAAACAUGCUGCAAAUAUCGCAUUCCUGAGCCAAUUCGACAGGCUGAUAUAAGAUCCAAGAUGUUCCUUCAGAAGUUCAAAGGACUGUAGACCUUGGUCAUAAGUUGGACACAAGGCCAUCUAUCUAUCAGAGGCAUCAACAAGAGGGCAUGAAGACCUAAGCUUAGAGGGAGCUUUUUCCAACAUGAAGGCUUAGCUCAAUAGGACCUUUUCUUGUUCGACAAUGACGAUGCAAUGAUUAUUUUGAUGUGAAGUCAUAGCUCAAAGGUAACUUUUAAGAUGAAUUUUCAGUUUGGUGGAUAAGCUCAAAUGAAAUACAUGGCAAUCAAGGGAAACUCCCAUCAAUCAAAGCUGAGUCAGUUGCUGCUGUUCAUGAUCAUAUUAGCAGCAGGUUGUCAAUGUUCUUCUUUAGCACUGUGAGCAGUCAUUUUUGUUGUUAUUAUUAGUAUCACCAUAAAUGCAAAGAUGAGGAUGAAAAAGAGACA